GAAAAAAAUAUUUUCGGUAAUUGUUUUUGCUUCAAAAUUAUAAAAAGAAGUCAGAGAAUAAAUCAAUGUUUGUCAGACAGCUUCAAGAUAUUUCACUUUUUGUUUCUCCUGAGCGUUAUGAGUUGUGACUCGUGAAGUAAAGUGUAUAGGUUAUGUUUUUAAACAAACAGGAUUUUCAGUAAAAGGAUUUGAAGUGUUCAAAGUGUUAUGUAAAUAAAGUUCCGCUGGAAAAAUACACAUAAAUAGAAAAACAUUUAAAUGCCAAAAGCAGGCGUGAUUUUUGUGUAAUUUGGUGCAAACAUGGCCGCUUCCAAGAAGGCAGAAAAGUAGCACGUUCUGUACUUAAUUGCACAUUGAUGGCUCAUAAUUCGUGACAUUCAAUCAGUUGAUCGGAUAUUGGCUUGGUCAACAUUUUCAAAUUUCAUAUACGAAGAAAAAUCUGAUCGAAACGAAGCGGCGAUUAUCAUAGCGGUGUUUUAAAAGAAUCAAAUCUCAAUUUUGAGAGAACUUGGAUUUUGCGGUAUUUAAAAUGGAUCAAGCUAUGGCGAACGACUUUCUCGCUGGACACAAUGGUAUUUCUAUAAUUCGACAAACUGACGAUGGGGAACUCGCUCUUUUCUCGACAAUUGACGAGGCAACAAAAACUUGGUUGAACUCUUUGCACUACAUCUGGGGAUUGUGGAAGAAAAGCCAAGGUGUGACGAAAACACUGACGGAUUAUUUCGAAACUGCUCCGAAUCCCUAUCUCAGUACUUUACGAAUCUUGGUUAAUACCAAUGAUUUUUCACAGUCAAAAACAAAAUCUUCGCUCUCUUUCACAGUUAUGGAAGAUUUUUCAAAGUGGAUUGCACCAAAUAAAGAUCUUUACAAAGACCAUCUCGUAGUGGACCUAAAAUUAGCUGCUUUCAAAUUAGUCUCACGACAAAAAAACAUGCAACUUAUGAAAAUGGUUGCGGAGACCUACGAAUUCACUACCUGCAACGAAUUAUUUUAUCAAAUCAUCGAGGAUAUGCUUCGCCAGAAAAAGUACAAAGAAGCGGCACAAUACGCCGAGAUGUUGAAUUUACAACCAUUUUUUGCAGAGCCGGAAAUUUUGCUGCUUCCCCUAAUUUUGCAAAAUAAGGUUACAGUCGUGGAAGAUUUUCUAGCUAAUCAGCCAGAUAUUCAGAAGAAUUUGGUUCAGUAUUUAGAUAAUCUUUUAGCUCCAGGAAAGAGCAUUCAAAUUAUCUUAGAUAAAUUUAUCACUGAGAACAACAUACCGGAUGUAAAAAUGUCAACUGUACAAUUAAGACCGAUGUCUAAACUGGUUGCACGUCUCGCAAAAAUAUACAAACUUCCGGUCGAAUCGUGUCCGUAUUUGAACCAAAAAAGAGGCGAAGGGGCAAUGCAAUUUUUAAUAUACAAACGAUUCGUCGAUUGCAGUUUAAGUGCCGAAAGUUGGCGAGAAAUGGCGAGGGAAGCCGUUGGAGAUGACGAGCGUUUACAGUUGGAAUUGAUCAAAAGUUUAUCUCACACAAAUGCCAAAGAAGCUCUGUAUUUUGCAAAAUCGUUGAACGUCCCGCGAAGUGAGUGGCCAUGGAACAUCGCACAAUUGGACAAUGAAAAUCCAGAUGGAACAGAUGAAGGUGCGAGUGGUUCUGCUGAAGAAAAUUUGGACGUGAACGGUUGUGUCAAUUACCAUACUUUAAAGUUACCAAGAGAAUGUAUAAUAUUAGUAAACGACAAGAGAUCUUUCGAGGAAUUUCUCGAUGAACUGAUGAAAGGAGUCAGUCUUGUGGGCAUCGAUUCUGAAUGGAAGCCAAGCUUCGGAACUAAGAAGUCGGAAUUGGCUUUGAUUCAAAUAGCGACCGAGACGAACGUUUAUAUUCUGGACACGUUUGCAUUAGGAAACGAUUUCAAGGAUUUGUGGUCCGAGUUGAGUCUAUUGCUCUUCGAGAAUAAAAAUGUGAUAAAAUUGGGCUUUGGACUGACACACGAUAUUGCAAUGAUGCGCGAAAGUUUGCCGGCUCUCUCGAAUGUGAGAGCUGGUGGACAAGGAUAUAUGGAUCUUCUUCACGUCUGGAGAAAACUGGUCCAUGAACACAAUUUUGAGUUUCCCUACCAAGGCGAUUCGAAUUUCUCCGGCGAGAGUCUGAGCAAACUGGUGGAGCUCUGUUUGGGAAAUCGAUUGAAUAAGUCUGACCAAUUCUCGAACUGGGAGCGAAGACCUUUGAGGGAGAGUCAAAUUGUUUAUGCUGCUCUGGAUGCUUAUUGCUUAUUGGAAGUUUACGACGCACUUUCUAGACAAUGCUCACAAAUGGAUAUUCAAUUUCAAGAAGUCUCAUCACAAGUUCAACACAUUCCGCACAAGUCCCCGAAAAAAUCGGUGAAGAAAGCUACAAGAAACCAAGUCAAUAAAGUACAAACAGUAAAUCCUGAAGAUCAACAAGUGAAUAAUACUCCAGUGGUACAAGCAGCCCAAAUGCGGCAAGCAACUUCCGGAAUUAUUCGAGUUGAGCAACGAGUGCAAGAUGCAAAUCCGGAAGUUCGAAUUUUUCCGAUACCAGCGCAUGAGUGGCGAGUUGUCUGCGACUCGAUGUUGGGCGGAUUAGCGAAGCAGCUUCGAAUGUGUGGCUGCAAUUGCAUUCACAUUGAGUAUGAUCGUGGUGGCGAUCAAUCGAUGAAAAUAGCGAUGAAUGAAAAUAGAGUUCUACUCACUCGGAAUGGUUGCUAUCAGAGGUUUACUCAAUGCGUUCCGGCUGGUUCCUGCUAUAAAGUAGUGGCCGACAAGCCGGAAGACCAACUCAAAGAAGUAUUAAGCCGAUUUAAUAUUGUGGUGACAGAAAGAGAUAUCUUCAGUCGAUGUCAAGUCUGCAAUCAAGACGAAUUUGUCCGAGUACCUGAAACGACAAUGGCUGCACUUGUUAACAGUUACAUGAUGAUGAUGCGAGGUCACUACUACCGAAAAUGUUCCGGUCCGUCAGCCUCUAGUAGUCAAUUCGAGGCAGAAUACGAGGCAUGCGCUUCAGAAAAUGUGCAGUCUCCUCCAAACAGACCAGACUCGCGUCACAGUAAACACGAUCGCACCUGGCGACUCAGCGCCGACACCUUAGAUCUCGCCCAAUGUAAAACAAAGUACGGAAUUUUAGUUAAAAUUGACAAAGUGCCACCAAAGGUUCUGCGAAAUGUCAACUGCUUCUACAUUUGUGAAAGGUGUGGCAAAGUUUAUUGGGACGGAUCGCACAUGGAACGGGCCCUGAACGGAGUAUUGAAAGAUGUCAUUGUUCAUCAGUGACGAUAGUUUUUUUAAAUUUUAUUUUAUUUUUUUUUUAUUUCUAUUAUGAUAAUAAUGUUUCUGUUAAGAUGAUGUUUUCGUAUAGUACGAAAUUGUGUUCAACGAAACGGCAAUUGCUGAGUUUGCUUAAGUCGUUUCCACAGCUGAUGGGUGAUAAAGUCAAAUUGUAUUUUCCGCUCGCGAAAACUCAUUCAAAGAGACUCAUGAGUAGUUAUUCUGUUAAUACUACAUGUUUAAUCUAAUUUCACGAAUGCCAAAAUAGCGUGAUUAGCAAUUGAUUCAUAUAGUGAUCACAGUCUUUUCUCUAUUUUUUCCCCCCCUUUUUUUUUUGUUGAAAAUUCCCCUUUUUUUCUUUGAAUAUGAUACUUUUAAAAAUAGG
Molecule: messenger RNA, 3653 nt
Organism: Belonocnema kinseyi
Lineage: Eukaryota; Metazoa; Arthropoda; Insecta; Hymenoptera; Cynipidae
Gene: Nbr
Product: exonuclease mut-7 homolog
Exons: 12
Coding region: 530-3274 (914 amino acids)
Biological process (GO): nucleobase-containing compound metabolic process
Molecular function (GO): 3'-5' exonuclease activity; nucleic acid binding
Source: RefSeq, a predicted model, not a curated record